AAAUAAAAAAAUAAAAAAAUAAAAGGGUAAAAGGAAAUUCCACUGCCCAUCUUCCUGAAAACCCCACUCAAUCAUUUAUUAUUCUGUCUCCUUUCACCUUCUUCUAACCCCUCUCAAUCAUUUCCGCCCAUUUCAAGCAAGAAAAAUCACUCCUUUCCCCCCAUUCAGCAUUCAUUAAUCCCACCAACUAACCGGUCUGUGUUUUGGAUUCUUGCAUUUGGGUUUUCCCCUGUUUCAUUUUUAUUUUUGUUUCUGUUUUUUUUCACCUUUUCAGUCGCACGAUUUUAUUCUUUUUAAUGUUUUUGAUCUUCUUGGGAAUUUUCGUAGCUGUGAAUCUCUAUAAGAGACUUAUCUGGUAAGUGGGUUGUCGGGCCUGGCCGAAUGCUCUUCGAUCUCCACCUUACAGAGAUGGACACUGUUUGAGAAGCUGAGGUUUUUCAUAGUUUCUCACCAAAAAGACUUGAAACAGAGGAGAGAUGGGCAUCAAGUUAAUCUUUACAGCAAUUUCACUCUAUAGCUUGCUGUGUUCACUAGCUGCACCCGAGCCCGUCGAGGACAAACGGGCCCUUCUCGAAUUCAUCUCCAACACUCGCCUCUCGAGGAAUCUCAAAUGGGAUGAAAAUACUUCAGCUUGCUCUAACUGGACUGGAGUCACUUGCAAUCAUGACAACUCGAGGAUUAUUGCCGUUCGGUUGCCGGCCAUCGGAUUCCGAGGCGUGCUCCGGCCAAACACCCUUAGCCGAUUAUCGGCCCUCAAGAUCUUGUGCCUGAGAUCCAACGGCAUUAACGGCCCUUUCCCUCGUGACCUCCUUAAACUCCCCCACUUAACCGAUCUUCAUCUGCAGUACAACAAUUUCCACGGCCCGUUGCCUUCGGAUUUCACCGUGUGGAAAAAUCUCUCGGUUUUGGACCUCUCGAACAAUGCUUUCAACGAAAGCAUUCCAUCUUCAAUCUCAAAUUUGACCCAUUUAAUGUCUUUAAAUUUCGCAAACAACUCGUUUUCCGGUCACAUACCCGAUCUCUGCAUGCCGAGCCUCCAGGUGUUAAACCUAAGCAACAACAAUCUAACUGGGCUCGUCCCUCAGUCGCUCUCGAAAUUUCCCCGAUCAGCCUUCUCGGACAAUAAUAAUAUUUCAUUUCCGAUCCUACCCCUUCCGGACCCUUCCUCCAAUGCUACCCACAAAAAGCACUCGUCCAAAUUAAAAGAAUCACUCAUUCUCGGAAUAGCCAUCGGCGGGUUUUUGGUCGUGUUCAUUUCAAUAGCGCUGUUAUUGUUCGUCGUGAAUAGAAAGAACAACAAAAGAGACGAUACAAUGUCGAACGCAUCUCAAAAGAAGGAGAAUUCGGUGAGGAGCAUGGCCUCCGAGUAUCAGGGGGAAAACGGGAAGAUCACGUUUUUCGAGGGGUGCAAUCUGGCGUUUGACCUCGAGGACUUACUGAGGGCUUCAGCUGAAGUACUCGGGAAGGGCAGUUUCGGAACUACUUAUAAGGCGGCACUUGAGGAUGCGACUACAGUUGUCGUGAAGAGGUUGAAGGAAGUUGUUGUGGGGAAAAGGGAGUUUGAGCAUCAUAUGGAGAUUGUUGGGAGUGUGAGGCAUGAGAAUGUGGUCCCACUCAGAGCUUAUUACUAUUCUAAAGACGAGAAGCUCGUCGUGUAUGAUUAUUAUCAUUGGGGGAGCGUAUCGGCAUUGCUUCACGGCAAACGAGGCGAAAACGGGUCCCCACUUGACUGGGAGGCCCGUCUCAAGAUUGCAACGGGGGCCGCUCGUGGCCUGGCCCACAUCCACUCCCGUUGCCACGGAAAGCUCAUCCAUGGCAACGUGAAGUCCCACAACAUCUUCCUAAACCCGGCCGACCUCCUCGGCUGCGUGGCUGAUGUGGGCCUUCCCGCCGUAAUGGGCCCAACCGCCUCUUCGGGCCGGGCCUCGGGCUACCGGGCCCCAGAGGUCACUGAGGCCCGCCGGGCCUCCCAGCCUUCGGACGUGUAUGCGUUAGGGGUCGUCUUCCUCGAGCUCCUCACCGGAAAAUCCGCCGUCCACUCGUCGGCCGGGGGGGAAGAAGUCGUUCACCUCGUGAGGUGGGUCAACUCGGUUGUUCGGGAGGAGUGGACUGGUGAGGUUUUUGAUGUCGAGCUUUUGAGGUACCCGAAUAUCGAGGAGGAGAUGGUUGGAUUGCUGCAAAUCGGGCUUAGCUGUGUGGUGAAGAUGCCGAGCCAGAGGCCCACGAUGGCUGAGGUGGUUCGGAUGGUGGAGGAGGUCCGGUGCUUUAAUACGGGCCGAAGCUCGAUGGGCCUGGCCCAGGCCCGAACUCCGAAUGCUUCUUGAGUUGGUUUUGUUUUUCUUUCUUUGAUAAGUUUGCGGUAUUCUUAUGAAAUUAUGGAUGCCUCCUUUAAGUUUGGUUUUGUUUCACAAAGUGCAAUACUGGUGGUGGGGGUGAUUUUGAGGCGGACAUGGACUUUGAGGGGGAGUUUGUAAUUUUUUUAAGAGGUGAUUGGGAUUUUUGUCAGGGGAUUAGGGGGAUAAGACCGGAUUAGUAGCCGUAAUUAGUCCCUUAUUUAUUCUGUGUCUGCUGGUCCACAUGGGUUGUCGUGGAUUUGGUUUUGUGAUUCUUGAUUUUGGUUGGGAAAUCGUUGACAUAUUCGUACUUGUAAAAGUCGCGGGCUAUCUGAAGUUGAUUGAAAUACGUUGAUUCAUUGGUUUUUUCGACUGGAUUUUCUAGGUCGCUUUAUUGAAUUGGAUACUAAUUUUAUGUUAUGAAUGAAUAUUCAAAUGAUUUGGUG
This is a messenger RNA of Striga asiatica, 2779 nucleotides long. NCBI's taxonomy places the organism in Eukaryota, Viridiplantae, Streptophyta, Magnoliopsida, Lamiales, Orobanchaceae. The record is from the annotation of a GenBank genome assembly.